AUGGAUCUGGAACAACUGCAUAGUUUAUACAAACCAUCAGUAGAAUCACGAGUUUUUACUGUUUAUCGUGGAUUGAAUAUGUCCUUGACAGAUUUCGAGCAAAAAAUACGUGGCGAAAAAGAGAAGUUAAUUGCUUUUGAUAGUUUUCUCUCGACUAGUUUAGACGAAAAUAUAGUCAAACAAUUUGCUUUGGAUAAACGAGAUCCCAAAAAGGAAUCUGUCGUUUUCUCUAUUGAAAUCGAUGCUGAUCGAAUGGAACGCCCAUACGCUGAUAUAUCUCGUUGGAGUGACUUUAAAAAUGAACGUGGAGUUCUUUUCUCAAUCGGAACCGUUUUUCGAAUCGAUGAUGUAGCAGAUCAAAAAAUAAGUGAUGGUAUUUGGAUGGUUCGCUUAAGUACUGUCAGUGAGAAAGAUAAACAAUUACAAAAGGAAAUCCAGCAAAUACGAUUGACUCUAUUAAAAUUUUUCGAAAAUGUACUUCAUGCUCAACGUGACGUCAAAGAUGAUCGAAAAAUUCCUGCUAGCAAUGCUAAUGUAGCAAGUAUGUAUUAUAAACAAGACGAAUACGAGGGUAGCUUACUAUUCUAUGAAAAAGCCUUGACGACUUUAAACAAGUUAGAAUCAUCCGAUCCAUUAACAAAGGCAACAUAUAUCAGUAAUGUUGCUAAAGCACAUCUGGCAUUGAAGCACUAUGAUAAAGCUCUAGAGUUUUAUAAAGAACCUUUGGAUAUUCGUCGUCACAAAUGUGAACCCAAUGACCCAUCAUUAAUUCAUACAUUACAUACAAUCGGUCAUAUUUAUCGUGGAAAAGAAAAUUGA
Rotaria sordida is the source of this 819-nucleotide messenger RNA. The record is from the annotation of a GenBank genome assembly. Lineage: Eukaryota; Metazoa; Rotifera; Eurotatoria; Philodinida; Philodinidae.